This is a messenger RNA of Capsella rubella, 2140 nucleotides long. RefSeq names its product plant intracellular Ras-group-related LRR protein 2. The transcript has 3 exons. The record is from RefSeq and is a predicted model, not a curated record. Bases 468 to 1961 code for a protein of 497 amino acids. NCBI's taxonomy places the organism in Eukaryota, Viridiplantae, Streptophyta, Magnoliopsida, Brassicales, Brassicaceae. Gene Ontology annotation, molecular function: protein binding; protein serine/threonine kinase activity.
GCUAAAUGACCUAAAAAUAGACGUGCGUUUUGGAUUUUCAGAUAUUUCAAGCUAAAUAAAUUAGGUUGGUGGGAUUAUAUUUGUAUAAGGACUACUAUCACAAUUAGGCGGUCUAACACGAAAUUAGGCAUUUUUAGGCCAUGUCGAUGUUUAUGUUAAUGAUCCAAAAAAGCUAAGAUGAUCAUACAAGUAAACAUGAGUUUGAUUCUUGGGGUAUGUACGUGGGUUGAAUUGAAUAUGCGGAUAAAUUUCUAACGUAUAGGACUCGUUCUAUAUCCCAAUUGCAUAUCCUGGACCGGAUUGGUUUUGAACUUGAUUCGAUUAUAUUCUAAAAAGAUGGCUGAUUGACUUGUUCAUCCAUUGGAAUCUUUAUUAUUCAUAAGUUCUUUGGUCAACUUGGACACUUUUUUUCAAUCCACUAGACUUUGUGAUCACUAAACAUGGCAACAUCAACUUCAAUAUUCUAAAUGACUUGUUCAACUAUCGAUAUGGUACCUUUACUUAAAACCUCUAUUAAUCUUCAAUUAGCUUUGACUAAUAAUCACAAAACUAUGGAUCUCGACAGGUUCCCUUUGCUCUCUUACGUUCUUCAUCAACUCGACUCCAAUCUCCACGCGCCGCCGUCUAUGGCUGCGCAACAAACCCUCCUUCCUUCUUUUCCUCUUCUCUCCGAUCCACAAAUCAUGUCUUCCUUGACUCAAUCCAUCCCUAAAACCAUCACGCAGACGCUUUUCGUUUUCAACUCUCUUGGCUCAAGACCUAACCAGUCGGCAGUUUCCUCUGCUCGGUCCAAGAUCGCUCAGAUUAUGGAUUCUCUCUCACCCGAGGAAGCGGCGAAGGAGACCGAGAUUUACGCCGGGGUUGUGCGGUUGGAUGAAGUGCACGAUAGUUACGAGAAGAAGUUGAAGGAUUUGGAGGAAGAUCUUUCUAGGGUUUAUGUUACUGAGGUGGAAUCGAUGUUGAAGAGUAGCCAAGAAGUGAAUGAGGAGGUUGUUGCGGUGCUCAAGGCGGCGGAAUCAGGCGGGAUCAUUGAGAGGAUCGAUCUUUCCGGUCAAGAACUUAAGCUUAUUCCUGAAGCUUUUGGCAAAAUCGUUGGCUUAGUUUACUUGAAUCUCUCAAGCAACGACUUAACGUUUAUACCUGAUGCAAUCUCAAAACUCAAGAAUCUAGAAGAGCUCAAUGUUUCUUCGAAUUCUCUUGAAUCUCUUCCAGAUUCUAUAGGAAUGUUGCUUAACCUUAGGAUCCUUAAUGUCAAUGCGAACAAUCUAACCGCACUCCCUGAAAGUAUCGCGCAUUGCAGGUCACUGGUUGAGUUAGAUGGAAGCUACAACAACUUGACCUCAUUACCUACAAACAUUGGAUAUGGAUUACAGAACCUCGAGAGAUUAUCGAUCCAGCUGAACAAACUCCGAUACUUUCCAGGUUCGAUAAGCGAAAUGUAUAACCUAAAGUACCUUGAUGCACACAUGAACGAGAUCCACGGCAUUCCAAAUUCUGUCGGGAGAUUAACGAAACUCGAGGUUCUAAACUUGAGCAGCAAUUUCAACAACUUGAUGAGUGUCCCUGACACAAUCACUGACCUAACUAACCUAAGAGAGCUUGAUCUAAGCAACAACCAAAUCCAAACUAUACCAGACUCGUUUUACUUGCUGAGGAAGCUGGAGAAACUGAACUUAGACCAGAACCCGCUCGAGAUCCCAUCUCAAGAAGUGGCUAACCAAGGAGCUGAAGCGGUUAGAGAGUUUAUGAGAAAAAGAUGGGAUAGGAUUAUGGCAGAGCAGCAACAGAGGAUUGGUGUUGAGGCUGAGAGACAUGGAGAUGAAACCGGAUGGGUCUAUUGGGGAACCUCCAUGGUUACUAAUCUUGUUUCUGGAGUGACUCAGACCAUUGGAUUUGGAGGAGGAUCUGGUGAUGGUGGAGAUAAGAAACUUGGAGACUCUCACUAUUAUCACCAACUCUAACUUUUGCUCAGUUUUAAAACGAUUUUGGGGUUACUUUCUUAUGAACUUAUCAUUCCUCAUUUUACCGUUUUGUAUAAGUUUGUAAAAUAAGAAUUAUAUGUAUUUGCUUUCUAAAAACAGAAGAUUGUUAUUUGGUAACAAGUUAGCUAGCAAAUCAAAAUAGUUGUGUUUUUUCUUCA